UUUAUUUGCCUUUUGUGGUUUCAGAAAAGUUGUUAGAAAACUAUAUAUAAAAGAACAUAGGUCUACUUUGAAGAUACAUUAUAAUUUUGGCGACUUUUAGGGGUCUUCAAGUCGUAUUAGGAAGGUCAGUCCCUCCAAAACUACCACAAUUCGCAUCCUGCGGUACAGGCUGUAUAAGUUCAAUGAUAAAUGUUGAGCAGCCCUUCGCGCAGCACGAUGGGGAGUCGGUGGGGAGACUGUCCUCCCCGAGCUCUCUCUCACAGGAGAAUCUAGACGCUCCAUGAUCUCUCAGCAUGCCUACCUGGACGAACCGGUCCAACUGUUCCUUCAACUGCAGUUGGGAUGAGAACGCGACAUACUGGGGAUUCGAGCACCCGGUCAACAUCUUCCCCGUCCCAGUGCUAACCGGGGUCACCGUCACCUGCGUGCUCUUCUUCUUUGUUGGUGUAACGGGGAAUCUCAUGACCAUUUUGGUGGUGACCAAAUACAAGGACAUGCGAACCACCACCAACUUGUACCUGUCAAGCAUGGCCUUUUCGGAUUUAUUUAUUUUUCUCUGCAUGCCCCUGGACUUGUACAGAAUCUGGAGGUACCGACCUUGGAAUCUCGGCAACAUACUUUGUAAACUCUUUCAGUUUGUGAGCGAGUGUUGCACGUACUCGACCAUUCUGAGCAUCACUGCUCUCAGUGUGGAGAGAUACUUUGCUAUUUGUUUUCCUCUUAGGGCAAAGGUAGUCGUGACCAGGGGUCGCGUGCGCGGGGUCAUAUUGGUCCUCUGGAUAGUAUCCUUCUUUAGUGCAGGACCUGUGUUUGUGCUCGUCGGGGUUGAGCACGAAAACGGGACAAACUCGUGGGAUACUAACGAAUGCAAAGCGACGGAAUAUGCCAUUAGGUCUGGGCUCUUAACAAUUAUGGUUUGGGUCUCCAGCAUCUUUUUCUUUUUGCCUGUGUUCUGCUUAACUGUUCUGUAUAGUCUCAUCGGCCGAAAGCUCUGGAAGAGAAAGAGGGAGACGAUUGGGCAAAACGCUUCGAGUCGGGAAAAAAACAAUAGACAGACAGUGAAAAUGCUGGCUGUGGUGGUGUUUGCCUUCGUGCUCUGCUGGCUUCCCUUUCAUGUUGGACGUUACCUGAUCUCCAAAUCCACAGAGAUGGGCUCUCCUGUCAUGUCUGUCAUCAGUCAGUACUGUAAUCUCAUCUCCUUUGUACUCUUUUACCUGAGUGCAGCAAUCAACCCUAUUCUGUACAACAUCAUGUCCAAGAAAUACAGGAUGGCAGCUUGCAAACUUUUCGUACUGCAUCAUAGCCCACGAAUAAGCACAUCAGCGGUCAAAGGAGAGACUUCCCCGUGCUGGACGGAAUCCACUGCCAGCCUGUGACUGUCAAAAAGACUGUCUUCACCAUGAACAGCCAUUUCAGACCUCAUCUACUGCUGCCACCGUGUUUGCAAGAUGAUAUAGUUCCCUAAUUAGACUUAAGAUCCACAUCCAUAUAUCAUACAGUGUUUGACAGAUCAGGGAGUAGAUUGGAAAGAUUCAGUUCUUUAACAGCCAUUCGUCCAUCCAAGCUCAACAUUUCAUUACAUACCUUGAUGUUUUAUAAAAAAUAGAGAGAUAAAAAGGAAGAGGAUAAAAAGAUAACUUCAGCUGCCUUAAAUCUAAAUGAAAUCUGGAAGACAAAAUGAUCACUGUAGAUACAGCAACCUUUUGCACCUGAUGACAGGGACUGCAGAGGUGAUGCCGUUCAUUUGCAUUGUGCCUGAAUGCAUGUCAUGCUCCCUUAGCAAGUGCUUUCUCUUUUUUUAUGUCUGUGUUCAUAAGCCUCUGCUACAGAACUGAAGCAAUACAGAGAAUUCAAACACUUUGAAGAAAGUUAAUUAAAAACAAAGAAAUGUAAGUCAAAAUGCAUUCGUCCAUUCAAGUACUCAAACAUCAUAAAAGCUGGCUUUUUUGUUCUCAGCGUUUCAUGUGCUAAACUACAGGUACCAAAUUAGCCAGUUAUACAGAAGUUUAAUUUAAAACCACUGCAAUAAAUGUUGUAACAGUAUAUUUGUAUGUUAACAGGUCCUCUUACUACGGAGCCCCGCACAUGACACACAGGAAAAAAUAUAAGGCUAAAUCGUGUGUACGAUUUAUUAAUUCGUUCCCUCAAUGUAAUAAAAAUGGCAAACGAUUACUAUAGUGUUUCCUUGAUUUACUAUUGCGUUCACUCGAUUUAUAAAUUGUGUGCACGAUUUACUAAUUCGUUCCCUCGAGUUGCUAAAUCUUGCGCACAAUUUAGCAAAUCGAGCAAACGCAAUAGUAAAUCGAGGGAAUGCAAUAGUAAAUUGAGGGAACGCAAUAGUAAUCGUGUGCACGUUUUAGUAAAUUGAUGGAACGAAUUAGUAAAUAGUGUGCACAAUUUAUUUAUUUCUUCUUGCAUGUCAUGUGCGGGGCUCCGUAUCUUACAUCCCAAGUAUCUGUUGUAGAAACUGCAUGUGUCUUGUGCUCUAAAUGAUGUACAGUAUAGAAACUUUAAUAUCUGUAUAUUGUAAAAUAUGUAAAUAUACCCGUAUUCCAUUGGA
Messenger RNA from Carassius gibelio (silver crucian carp), 2560 nucleotides. RefSeq names its product growth hormone secretagogue receptor type 1-like. Gene Ontology annotation, biological process: hormone-mediated signaling pathway; G protein-coupled receptor signaling pathway. The coding region runs from base 294 to 1376 and encodes 360 amino acids. Gene Ontology annotation, cellular component: plasma membrane. The record is from RefSeq and is a predicted model, not a curated record. Gene Ontology annotation, molecular function: growth hormone secretagogue receptor activity. NCBI's taxonomy places the organism in Eukaryota, Metazoa, Chordata, Actinopteri, Cypriniformes, Cyprinidae. The transcript is spliced from 2 exons.